Molecule: messenger RNA, 4661 nt
Organism: Somion occarium
Lineage: Eukaryota; Fungi; Basidiomycota; Agaricomycetes; Polyporales; Cerrenaceae
Source: the annotation of a GenBank genome assembly
UACCUUAUGGCACGCGUUCUCUGGCAGCACUCAGCAGUCGCAUCCUUCUCUUUACUUUGUCUCGUAUAACAACCAUCUCACCUCAGUGGCGGCAGUACUGAAGCGUCCAACUAACGGAUACGCUUUAGGGCCCUUUAACCAUCCAGAACAAGCCGUUCUUUGCUCCCGCCACCGACCACCAUGUCUCAUGAAUCUCGCCAGAGAUCACCUACAGAGCCUGUAGAACCCAGAUCGACUCCCAAACCAUCAACUGACAAAGUCUCCACGCCUUCCAAAGCGCGCAGACCAUUGCCUAUCCCCAAUGAACCCAAGACAGUUCCUCCUGCGACUUUCUACGGGACUUCCGCCUCGAUAUCCACCAAUGCAGCUCCAGGAUCUUCUCGUACCAAUUACCAGGCACCCGUGCCAAAGUUAGCACCUUCAUAUCGCGAGCCUGAACUUGUAGAAGACGAACAAAUACCCGCUCUCGUUCCCGCAACUAACUGGGGAGAACCGACAUCGGUGAACUGGAGUGAUCCAGCACCUGGUCCUUGGCCGGACUUACUUACAGGAUGGGCUGAUUCCUUGAAGAAGGUUGACAUUGAUGGUCGCGACGAUAAUGAAGAAGAGAACUGGUGCGAUCCAGCUGUACAGGAACAGAGCAAGAGACCAGGACCUGGAAUGCUUCCACCGAGAAUCGAGUGCCACUUAUCUGCACCUCCCGAUCGUCUCUGGUCUGUUACAAUGAAGAGCCUACCUGCCCAAAGGAAUGAAGCCUCCAGAAGUAGUGCUUCACCAUCUUAUGGAUCUUCAAGCCCUCCUCCAAAUGCUCCAAAUGCUUCAAACUUUACGCCUCCGAGUAUGGAGGAAGUCCGCAUGGCGAUUCCACAUCCUAACGCCUAUUUCAGUAACGAGCAGAACGGAUGGGUUCUCAUACUUUGGUGCUCCUCCUCCGUCCUUCCACCCUUUGCUUCUUCUUUCACUCCAACGCACCCUCUUCCCGAUCAAUCUCGUCGCAAGCGCACAAGCUCCUGUGUAGGUGAUGGUGAACAACCGUUUGGUCAAGCCAACAAAACUCACCAUUUCCACCGUUAUGAACGUGCUGUCGAUGCCCGCACGCUCAAUCCUCCUUUUCGAAGGAAUGAAUGGGAAGAGGAUGAGACUCGCAAACGUCGGAGGCGCAAGAUGACUAUAGUCGAGAACACCGACAACGUACCCGCUCCCGAAGAAGAGCUUACGACACGGUCUGGAGGCGAUCUGCUGGACUUGUAUAUAUGCUGCCAGUGCUCAGUAUAUUGCCUCGUAUCACAAGUCAUCCCAGGGGUCAUUCCACUCAAGUUUCUCGAAGAGUUCACGAAAGAGAAGUUGAAUAACCCGAGUAUAAGUCGGACGUCCAGGGCGACUGCAUUGCAGGCAUGGGAAACUGUUCUUACUAUUGUCGAAAAUCGACUUUUCAAAGGCGAGAAUCGUGUUUUGCCGGUGACACGGCCGAAAUUCUUAAGCAAAAUAGGCUGGAAUGAUGUGAUCCGGUGCGUCUUUGAGUCGUUAGGCUUUGCGGUGAGACCGAUGCCAGGCGAGAAUUCAACUGAGGACGCCGCUCUGCACCCACCGUAUACUGAGCCUGAUACUCCGGAGGGGAAGAAGAAUCGCUCAAAGUUGCUCAGAGCCUGGGUGGAGAUCAGUUCGUGGUUGACUAUCUUUUACAAAGCUGAAGGGACUGUAGAGGAGCAAUAUGGUGAUUACAAACCAUCUCCCUUGCAUGUCAUUACGGAAAAUGCAGCAGACAUGGUUCGCACCGGAAUUGGUGCACAUCAGAGUCAAAUCCCUCUCAGUCCUUUGGCCGGGGACCUUGUCAAAAUCCACUCAUUGCAAGAGUCAUGGGAAGUGCUCGGCACCACUGCGGAAACAUAUGCGUGGGACUUGCUCACUUUUGCCUAUUUCGCGCAAUGUCGAUGUGAUCCUCCUCAUACUAUUCAAUACUUCACACAUCUCGUCAAGAUCUUUGAAACAUUCCAGAAACGGGGGCUUUCCGCGACUAUAACGAACUCUGAGGAGCUCCAAACCCUUAUUGCCGCAGAACGUUCACGAGGACGUUUUACAGAGUCGGACAUUAAGCUCGCCACUCAUUACCUUGGAUUUGGCAAGGAGAAUGAACUAGGUGUUGAACUCGAUGACGAAGUUGAUGAUGACUUCAUCUUGAACGCCUGGAAGAAUGGGUUGAAAAGGAGUUGGAGAGAGGAUGGGGGCGGGGCUGAGCGGAGGACAGACUUGAACGAUAGCUUCAAAAUCAUCUCGGACGUGCGAGGUGGCGAGAAGUUGAGGAAUGCGUAUAAGUGGGAGAAGAACACUAUGUCGCCCGACGCUGCUUACGCCACUUUGGAGGUUCCUAAGGAGGUGGAUGAGACCAUGUUGAUCACUGUCUAUUCGAUGCGGGUUGAGGAUCAACCGAGUCAAGGCGACAAAAUGCGCGAAGCCCUUACUGUCAUUGCCGAGUUCACUGAUAGCCAACGGCUUCGUUCGUUCUUAGAAACUGGGCAAGAUCCUGGCGAUGUCACAAAUACCACUAUGCAGAACAUGCCUCGUGGCCUAAAUCAGCUCGGAAAUACCUGUUACUUGAAUUCGCUCCUUCAGUACUUCUACACUAUCAAGGACCUUCGUGAAGCCAUUGUGCCCUUCUCUAACCCGGCGGAUGCAAAAUUCUUGGGCGAUAAGUUCACUGAUGACGACCUGAAACGCCACCGAGUUGGAGGGCGCAUGGUGACCAGGAGGGAAAUUGUACGGUCAAAGAAGUUUGUGAAUCAGCUCGCGGAUCUUUUCUGGAACUUGGAGUGGUGCGACAAGCCAGCGGUGACUCCGACUCUUGAUCUAGCGAAGCUCGCACUGGUGACGUCCCAGGACGAAGAAGAGGAAGAUCAUGAGAGGACAGGCACCGAUUCGUCCAAUGACACGGACGCAACUCUGGUUGAAGAUGCCCCUCUACGCGUCCACGAGCGUCCUCCGUCGCCUGUACCUAGUCCAUCGGACUCGGUCUUGGGCAAACGCAACCGUGACGGGCCACAGCGGAUGGAUGUCGAUAGCCCGAAAGGCGAGACAGAUAAGGACGCCUUCGUGAUGGUGUCGAAACCUUCUUCCCCUCAGGGAAGUUCUUCGGCAGAAGCUAGUUCAUCAAAGCUCGUUUCUAUUGAUACUGAACAGGACGUGGAGAUGCAAGACAUGUCGACAAAGCCUCCACCGCUUCCCCCUCGGAAACCUCGUGAAGUGAAUGAUUCAGUCAUGAUGUUCGGUCGGCAGCAUGAUGUGUCUGAAUGCAUGGACAACUGUAUGUUCCAGAUCGAGACCGCGUUGUUGGACUUCCAGGACAAAACAGGGUCUGACAAUGACAAGACGAGCAUCGUUAAACGGCUAUUUUAUGGCAAGAAGCGUCAACGUUUGACUGAUCUGGCACCAGUCGCCGAACACAGGCACCAAUCGUCCAUUCACGAGAAGGAAGACUUGUUCUCACACCUCCACGUGAAUGUGUCAGAAGAGGGAUACGACCUUUACGAUGGUUUGAGCAGAUACUUUGACGAUAUCGUUGAAUUCGAAGGCAUCAAGAAGCGCAUGGAGGUUUCACUUAUUGAUCUCCCACCGGUACUUCAGAUCCAAUUGCAGCGCGUUCAAUUCGAUCGUGACACUCAACAAGCGUAUAAGUCUCAAGCGUACGUCAAGUUUGGCGAAACACUUUUCUUGGAUCGCUUCCUCGACACGGCGGAUCCUCAGAAGAAAGCACGUUCGAAGGUCGUUCAGGCUGAGCUGAACGCAUGUCGUGAUCGCAUUCAAAGGCUGACACAGGGGAAGUAUGCGCCGUUCGCGCCGUCCUUGGCUGGAGUGGCCAAGUUCUUGGACACGCCAAAACUCUCGUAUAUGUCAGAAAAUUCACCAGAAGUGGAUAGUGACUUCAUUGCCGCCAUCCGGGACGAGUCGCAGCUUAUCACCUCCCAAUUGGAAGUCGAACGCGCUCAAGCGGUGAAGCUGAAACAGGAGCUCGAAGAUCUCUGGCGAACCGAUGCGAAUGCGGCCUAUGAGCUCACCUCUGUGUUCAUCCAUCGUGGCAGCUCUCCCUCAUGGGGCCAUUACUUUUUCUAUUCGCGCCAUUUGCCGGAUAACCCGGAUUCUUGGUUCAAGUACAAUGAUUCUGAUGUUACUGUCGUUUCAAAGGAGGAGGUGUUGGCAGAUACCACUGGAUCCACUGCCAAUCCGUACAUGCUUGUGUUUUCUAGGAAGGAUGCCAAUAUCAUCCAGACUGUACAUAGAUUUGACGCGGAGAGCUUGCUCAUUGACGAUUGAAUCUCUUUUGUAAUUUCAUGGCUGGACGCUUGCCGUCCUCUCUCUCGUUCGCAUACCACUGUAUCAUACCACCCUGCACAUGCACAUUUGUAUCUCGCUGUUGUUCGGAUCCACGCAAUAUUUACCUUUCUCGCAAAGUACAGGCCCCCUUCAGCAACAUCCUCAGAAAUAGGUAGCAUAACCCUCUUCUGAAUUGUUUUGCCAAAGGCAUAUAAGCCUCACAUCUGUUGACCAGGUGACGGUUUAUCCCAUGAAAUACAAGGUAACAAGUGUUUGUCACAUAUCAAUGCAUGAGCGCGGAUGAAUUAGCUCGUACUCGACACCACCAAUGAGAAGAGUAAACGAGGAGAAAGACG